AUGAUCUGAAAUGUUUUCUUUGUUUCUUGAGUUUCUCGUGUGUGUUUGUCAUGAUUUAGUUUGUUACGCGUUUUAGAUGUGACAUACUGUAAAUCCAUCACCAAUGGAAAUUCUGAUUCAUUUGCUGCUUUUCUCAGGACUUUGUCUAUUUACACAAGGCACCACACGUAAUUAUGUUCUGGUCUUGGGAGACAAGAACUGGACUGACGCUCAAGCUUACUGCAGACAGAAUUUCAUCGACCUGGCCACUGUUCAAACCACUCAAGAUGUGGCAAAUGUUGCAACGUUACUACCUCAAUAUACAUCGUCUUUAGUGUGGACUGGAAUGUACAAUGACCUUAAUAGUUGGAGAUGGUCCUAUAAGAACGAGGCUAUAACUUAUACGCACUUUUAUUCCAGUGAACCAAACAACAAUGGAGAUCAGGAAUGCGUAGCAUCUAAAAUUGGCUACUGGAAUGACUUGGUGUGCUCUUCUAAAUUAGUGUUUUUUUGCUAUGAUGAUACUCAAACAGGAGCAGCUAGGUUUGUUUUAGUCUCAGAUGUCUUAAGGACAUGGCACGAUGCUCAGAUUUACUGCAGACAGACUUUCACCGACCUGGCCAUCAUUCGAAAUCAAAAUGAAAAUAACGUGCUGAAUGUCGCUACCAAUUACGCAUGGAUUGGCAUGUUUAGGGAUUCGUGGAAGUGGUCAGAUGGAACAAAUGUCAGCGCUUACCCCAUUAACUGGGCGAGUUCUGAACCAAACCUAAACGGGAUGAACCCAAUUUCUGUUACUGCAGAACUUGAUGGAUCAUUAGAUGAUCAGCUCGGCUCAUAUACCUUUCCUUUCCUCUGCAUGUACAAUGCAACGAAUGUUACAACUCCAAUGAAGGUUAUAAAUUUAGUGAAUAUUACGGAUCCAAAGCAGCAGAUUUUGAGAGUGGAGAUAAAGACUGGUCAGAACCUAAACAACCCUACAAACAUGCAGUUCAUCUUGCAGUGGAUAAAGCAGAAACUGACAGUACAGGGUGUGGUCAUCGCAAGAAUGACGUGGAAAACACAACCAAAUGGAAAUGUUUUCUCAAUCAAACCUGAAUAUCAACCCAUCCAUCAAGCUUGUUCUUCUAACAUAUAACAAUUCUAGCACAUUUAGAGAUUUAUCCGAUUGUUCUGACCCUUUGUCCUCAAAAAGUAAACAUAUGUUUUCGAUUGAUUUAGAAAUCUUAUUUUAA
This is a messenger RNA of Misgurnus anguillicaudatus (oriental weatherfish), 1211 nucleotides long. RefSeq names its product putative C-type lectin domain family 20 member A. The record is from RefSeq and is a predicted model, not a curated record. NCBI's taxonomy places the organism in Eukaryota, Metazoa, Chordata, Actinopteri, Cypriniformes, Cobitidae.